GCCUUUAUAACCUUUAUGUUCCUAAUGACGGAGAUAGUACGCGAGUGUCGUCAAAUAUUAAUGCCAUGUUAAUGGUAUUACAAGACUGUGGGAUAGUCGCUUUGUGUCUUCCUUAUCACAUCUAAUACGCCUAUGAAAGACAGCGAUUGAUAGAGGCGAUUGCUGUUUAAAUCUACAAACACUGGUCAAUACUCUUUACUUAAAAAUAGUGGCAUUUUUCUAAUUUAGUUCUGUAGGAGAUUUAAGGAGAUAAACAUGAGUUUAGAAAUACCGGAUGGGCUUGGCGACCUGUUGCGGGAUUUCACAGUCGCCGUUCUGCGCGAUAGACCCAUAGAUCUACACGAUUUUGCUGUAGAUUAUUUUACGAAAAUUCGGGAGAAAAGACGCCCAAAGUCAAUCCCUAUGUAUGUAAUAGUGGACGAUGAGGAGGAGAACUCCGGGGAACCUGACAAGGACGUGUUUAAACCCAAAUCACAGAAAUCCAACCGGUACGCGAGGCGUCAAUCCGUUUCGGCCGAACGUUACGACCCGGAAGAGGAUAGCGACGAUGAAGACAAGGUCAUUCAUCCGAAAACGGACGAACAGAGGGACAGACUGACGGAAGCUAUUUGUGGGAUUUUACUCUUCAGAUGUCUCGAACUUGAACAAAUGCAGGACGUUUUAGACGCUAUGUUUGAAAAGGAAGUUAGUCCUGGUGAAAAUAUUAUUCGUCAGGGAGAUGACGGCGACAACUUUUAUGUCGUUGAUAGUGGCAUGUAUGACGUUUUCGUCACUUCCGGUGGAGAAGAAAAGAAAAUUCAUCGUUUUGAUAACAAAGGCAGUUUCGGAGAAUUAGCACUAAUGUAUAACAUGCCGAGGUCAGCUACUAUCGUGGCCGUUACCGAAGGUACACUUUGGGCAAUGGACCGGAAGUCAUUCCGAAGAAUCGUGCUAAGGAGUGCUUUCAAAAAACGCAAAAUGUAUGAAGAACUUUUGGAAAAUGUUACAAUUCUUAAAACUCUUGAACAGUAUGAACGGAUGAAUCUAGCAGACGCAUUGAUUUCGAGAACCUAUGAUGACGAGGAAGAAAUCAUAAAACAGGGAGAGGACGCAGACGGAAUGUAUUUCAUAGAAUCCGGAAUGAUUAGAGUGACCAUCCACAAACCGGACGGUACUGAAGAGGAGGUAGGCAGACACACAAAAGGGAAGUAUUUCGGGGAGCUGGCUUUGAUUAACAACAAGCCCCGCUCUGCCAAUGUGUACUCGAUUGGGCGUGUGAGGGUCGCCUUCCUGGAACGGGGCUCGUUCGAAAGACUUCUCGGGCCUUGCUUAGAUAUAAUGCAGCGGAACUCGGAACUUUACAAACAGUACACGGAACAAGCGAAGUGAGUGUGUAUUGUAAAUGUAUUCUAUAGAUUUAUUUCAAUUAA
Ylistrum balloti is the source of this 1409-nucleotide messenger RNA. Its product is annotated as cAMP-dependent protein kinase type II regulatory subunit-like. The transcript has a single exon. Gene Ontology annotation, cellular component: cAMP-dependent protein kinase complex. The coding region runs from base 256 to 1368 and encodes 370 amino acids. Gene Ontology annotation, molecular function: cAMP-dependent protein kinase regulator activity. Gene Ontology annotation, biological process: regulation of protein phosphorylation. The record is from RefSeq and is a predicted model, not a curated record. NCBI's taxonomy places the organism in Eukaryota, Metazoa, Mollusca, Bivalvia, Pectinida, Pectinidae.